Malaya genurostris is the source of this 3272-nucleotide messenger RNA. RefSeq names its product serine/arginine repetitive matrix protein 2-like. The transcript is spliced from 5 exons. Bases 198 to 3059 code for a protein of 953 amino acids. NCBI's taxonomy places the organism in Eukaryota, Metazoa, Arthropoda, Insecta, Diptera, Culicidae. The record is from RefSeq and is a predicted model, not a curated record.
UUAAUUGAAAUAAUGAUUGCUUGUUCGCCGUCGCCAUUGUAAAUACUUGUUUCAGAAGAAUUUCUUCAAGAAAAAAGUUGAUUUUAUUGGAAAUAUCGACGACAGUGAUCAAUAAUUAGUACAAUUUAGCUUUCGGAUAAAUUGCAUCAUAAACAUCAUCAUUGUAAGAGAACUUUUUCUCGCAAAAGUUGUUCAACAUGAGUGAGGUUGAGAAAAUGGUUGAACAGAAAUUAGCGGAAGCACGUAAAGUUAGUGAAAAGAAAGGAGAUAGUGAACAAGUCGAUUCAAAAAAGGAAUCUUCAGAGAAGAACUCAUCGGAUUCAAAAAAUGCCAAAGAUGGAGGAAAUAAGCAAGAUUUGAACGGUAAAGAUAAGAAACCGUCUGAUUCAGUUAAAAAAUCGGGUGAUAACUCCCAAAACAAGGAAAAGUCCUCUGCGCAGAAUUCAUCAAAUAAAAAUAUUCCUAAAUCUGACAAUUCCAAACCAUCGAAUGGGGACACAGCUAAGAAAACAAACGGUUCAACAGACUCUAAGAAUUCUAACAGUAAAACGUCUAGCAGUAAGAAUUCAUCCAAUUCAAGUAAAAGUAAUUCAAGUACUGCUGGCAAAAGUACCAGUAAAGACUCAUCCAAAAAAGAAUCUGCAGAUAAAACAUCUACAAGCAGAAGUACUCAAAGUAGUUCUAGUAAAAAUAGUAAUUCCGGAAAAAGUUCUAAUACAUCAAAUCAAAAAUCAUCCAAUUCAAGCGAUAAGAAAAAUAUCUCUAGUAAAACCAAUAACAAUGAUAGUAACAAGAAGGGAAGCAGUGAUAAAAAUAAUGCCAACUCUACAACAAACAAAACUUCAUCGGAUCGUAGCGAUAAAUCUAAAUCCAACAAAAAAUCCGAUCACGAGAAAUCUAGUAAGGAUUCUAAACCUACUGAUACUAAAAAUUCGUGGACUGAGGAUUUAUGGGAUAGUGAUAACGAAUGUUUAAACAGUGUAAAAAAUACGACAGAUGGCAAAAAUGGUCCUGACGUUCCCACAAAAACAGCUGAUACAGAGCGUGUGAAAGAUAAAUCGCGCUCAACAAGCAAAACAAAGCGUGACAGAUCUUUGAGUCCAAUAACUUUUAGACGUAGACGUCCCAGUACGUACAUAAGGCGCCGGUCACCUCCCCGGUUUGGAAGAUCUUCACCACGCAGAAGAUCACGUUCGCCUAUAGAUUAUCGCGAUUCUCGGCGCUGGAGCCCAAGAAGACGAUCGCGCAGUCCUGCGAGAAGAUCUCGAAGCCGACCUCGUUUUGAUCGAAGCCGAUCUCCGGAUAAAGCAUUAAUUGCGAAGAAAAGUUUUUUGGAUGAUCUUGCCAUUCAAUUUGCACUAGAAGGAAAAGAAUUCCCAGAAUUGGAGCAGUACCGAUGCGCUACUAAUAGUCAAUUCAUAUCACGUCCUCCCCAGAGCUAUUCACAACAUUCACUCGAGCACAUGUGUUCCGGGAACUUUGACGAGCCAAUGUUUCGCAUGGGUGUUGGACCACAAAUGGAGAAACCUCCUAUGAUGUUCCCAGGCCCGUUCAAUCCUAACCCAUAUAAUUACGGACCUAACGUUUUUCCGGAACCAGGCAUUGAACUUCCACCCGCUAUGGAUAUUCCUUCACGCAUCGAUAUUGGACACUUAGAUAUGCGUCCAGCUAUUGAAGUCCCAUCCCUAAUUUCCUAUCCAAUUGCUGGAAUGCAAGCACACUUGGAUUCUACUGAUUUCCCUGAGGCUUGUGACAAUGUGAAAGAACUAACCAGCUCCCAAUCGAAGGGCCCUUCUAAAAACAAAGUUCUUGUGGAAUCGGCAUCACCCGUAAAAAAAUAUGCACUGCUGGGAUCUCAACCGCCCGAAAAGUUCCCAAUAGCUAAAGUCAAAAGUCGCGUCCUUCAAGCGCUAGAUUUAUUGGAUGACUUAGAUUCUAAACUCAAAAUGACGGGCAGGUUCAGAUACCGGACCCCAACAUUUUACGAAAACGAUGUGCACGAAAAUCGAUCGCCGGUGGUGCAAAGCCCGACGAAUCCACAGUUUACGUUCAACAGCCGCACGGGCGAAUCCAGUGAUCCGUUUGGGAAUGUACCCCGUUCGCUUAAAGUAAUCAUCGAGCAGCUUCACCUGGACGAAGGAUUAAUUUCGCAGAAAAUAUUCGAUCGCCGGCAGAAACUUUCACAAGUUGUGAGCCGUUACCGGGAAAAAAUAGAACAAGAAGAACGACUACAGCGCCUGCUUCCGAAGGUAACGUUGCAAAAAAACACUCAAACCGAUCCGACGGUUUGCACUGACUGUCUUCUGAGAAUGAUCAAAGUUAAAACCAACAGUCAAACUCAAACUAAUAAAGUAUCUACUGUUGAUUCAGUAGCACAAACAAAUCCCAUGCCGGUUCAAACAGUAAGCGAAUUUGGUUCCAUAACCGAACUCACACCGAAUCAGGUGCGGGCUGUGAGUGAGCUAAUUAAAUACAUUAAGUUAACUGCUACAAGUGGAACUUUGAUGGAAAUGCGUAAUAGUAUGCGGGAUGACCAGGUGUACAACCUUAACAGUGACCUUCGUACGGCCUAUACGUUAUUUGACGCCAUGGUCGAGCAUAAGCAUCCCACCGAACAACCGCAGGAAAUUCACGAGGAUCUCGGUCCGAUUGACAACCAACAACCGGCGGACGAUUUUGAAGAUAUAGUUCAUUAUGAUAAUGAUAACGGUAACCUUCAUCAUCAAGGUCCAAUUGAUGAGUAUGAAGAGUACCACCGGAAUUUCUGUGACGAUGAGCAAGACACUGAUAUGUUUCAUCAAGAUCGAGGAAAUUUCACACAAGAAAACUAUGAAGAUAACGUCAUCCAGGAUGAUUUCGAUCCCAGGUUUGAACGGAGAACGCAAUCACGGAGGCCAAUGGAUUUCGAUAGUAACCCGAUGAACGCCAGAACAUUCAACGAUCAACCCUUUGGUCCAGCUGAUGGGAGCUUCAUGGCAUCCAGCCGCAACAGUUACGGGCGUGGCCGGGGAGGCGGAAUGUCCAAUGCGAGAGGAUACCCCCAAGCUAACUGGAAUUAGAUAUAUGUUUAAAACGCAUGGCAGCACCCAGGACGAGAUGAUGACCUUGGAAUUUGCAAGCUACUACUAGUGGAUGUCGAAAACCCAUCAUCGGGACGAGUGCAAUGAAGAACAACUAUGCAGUUAAACCGUAUUAAUGUAGCAAUUUUUUUGUAAUUCUUGAAACGAAAUAAAAGUUGAACUAGAUGACAUGAAAUAAAUUGAAAUAAACAA